CGCGGUCGGAGCGAACGGAGCCCAUGGGAGUCUCAAAAGUUAUUAUUUUUAAUAGAGUUCUUCAUCCAGAGGAGAAGAAAUAGUGCAUAUGCAGAUUCAUAUAUAGAUUUCGCCGUCUUCAUUUUACUUCAAUUCAUCCUUCAAAUUUUAACCUAAAUAACGACCCAUUCCACAUGCACAUUCUCUGCUUCUUGAAUGGUGAAAGUGGUCGUGAAUAAAAGUAAAGUGCCUCCGUUUCGCAGACUGCGUCUUUACAAUUCUGGAUUCUAAAGAGGACCUAAGGAGAAAGCGAACAUUGUGCGAGGCAGGCAGGCAAGUGUCCAAAAAUAAGAGAAAGUUGGAAAUCAAACUGCUGAGUGGUGCAAAUUGCGGGCAAGACAGCUGCUAAUUCCACGAUUUAGGAGCAGACAAAGAAAAAUAAGAAGAGUGAUCCUGUCCAACAGCCGGUCGGUUUGUCAGGCCACAUUGGACGGAUGGAACGGCAUGAGGAAGAAAUAUGUAUAAAGGGAGCAGCAUGCAGCAGAGUUGGAGUUAGUUUGUGCCCGGAAAAAGGGAGACAGACAUGAAAAGCGGUUUCAUUUUGUUGUCUCGUGGCCGCCGUGUUGGUGUUGGUGGCAUCAUCAUCCUUCGUUCCUGUGAGAGUGACACUAUCGCAAGUGAAAGUUACUGCACGAGAAGAAGAAGCACGUUGACGACGACGACGACGGAACCAUUCAUAUCGUUGGAGAAGAAAGGAUUCACGCACAAGGAAGAAAAAGCAAAGAAGAAUCAUUAUUGGCGUUUUGGACUAACGAGAAAGUCAGAAAAAGGGUUACGAAAUGUGGCUCUUUCUAGCAGGAAUUUUGAUGGUCUACUUUCUCGGCUUUCUCAUCUACCUGUGUUACAACACGGCUCGGAAGAAGGCCAACUCACCUACCGAUGUUGAAAAUCCGUCCGCCGGAAGUACCCUAUCCGCCCUUCGAGCCGAUGGGACCGUGGUGACCACCACCCUCGCGAGAAGUAGCAGUAUAGGAAAUUGUUGUGACCAUCACCCCCAAAAUUGGCGACGACCACCACCACCCCCCUGCCGCCGGAACAGUAACCCCCCGACCAGUUUCGAUUUCGCCGUGCCAAGUUGCCUUUACUACGACGAGAUCACCCAGAGAAGCAGCGACCUUCCGCAGUCCGCUUUGACCGCGUAUCGAGGCCAACAAUUACGCCAGAUCAAGCUCGAAAUCAAUGAAUUGUCCCGCAGACUCGGGAUCGGCCAACUUUACCGGGAACGUCAACUCUAUCUCCAAUCGGAAAGUCGGAGGAGAGGCAGUUGUAGGACCACUUUCGACUACAGCCUCAUCCCACAGAGGGACGAUGUCCUGCUGCCCAUCACUCCAAAUAAUGACAUGACAUUCACAUCGUCACCAAGACGAGAAAGACGACGGCCACGACGAGCACGGCGAAGGAUCACAUUGGUACAAACGACCACGACCACGACUGGGGGACCAACUACCAUGACCAGAACGGCGGAGGACGACAUAAUGAAUGAUGACGAAGAAGAUAGAUCAUCAUCCAACUCAUCUUCUUCCUCCUCGGAGGACUCUUCAUUAGACGUCACGCUGUCAAACUCGCUCCCAUUCGCACCCAACAACUCGUGCUCUUCGCCCAUCUCAAGUAGUGGUGAUCAUCUACCCACUAACAACUCGGCUUCCUCCCCAGCAACAGGACUCGGCCUUGUGCAAACAUUUGCUCUGGGGGAACAGAGGAGUCGGUGCCGAAACGACCAAAUUUUUCACCAGAGACAACGUCGACUCAGGCUGAUUCGCAUGGAAAUUGAGGAUCUCAGAAAUUUAGUGAUGGAUCGUUCCAUCUCCGAACAUCACGCGGGAGGAUGCAGCAUCAGCUCGUCAGAUUUAGAAGGUCUAGUCUUUGACCAAGACACGGAUGAGGAUGACGACCAAGACCACGACCACCCCGGUGGUGGUGGUGGUCGGGCAGGCGGAUUAAAUUUGAAUAGGUCCUCAUUCCACUACUUGGACGAGCUUCCCAGUUACGACGAAUCCAUGAUUGCCCAAUUUGACGAGUCUCCACCACCUUCUUACGACCAAUGUACGACCACAACAACCAGGCUCAUCUCGUCGUCGACGUCGUCAUCCUUUAUCUCCUCCAGUAAUGCUACCCACCGACCGGAAGUAGGACAAGACCAACAACAACUACAACUUCCUCCUCGGACAAACUAUUCAUCCCGAGGAGUCGUGAUGAUGUACGAGGAGAAAGAUGUAAACCAGGGCGGCACCAGUCAGCACGAAGGGUGCAGAUGAUGCUGAUCCAAGAUCAGACGAACCAGAAACAUGUUGACACUUACUCAAUCCUAAGCUUGUCUUGUAUUGUAUGUAAAUAUGACACAAAAAAUUGAAAUUUUCACUUUAUAUUUAUGACGUAUAUUCGCACAUCUGCUGCAACUUAUUGCAAUCUCAAGACCAACAUAAACCAUUAUCAAGUAGAGAUACAGAGUCAAACUUUAACUUAAAAUACUCAGGGCGACGCUACAAUUUAGUGGGAGGCAAUUCACGGCAACCUUCGUACAGGGUUACAAGUGAUAUAUAUCACUGAGUGAGAUUUAGUGAGAUUUAAUGAUAUAUAUCACUCAUCUCACUUGGG
Folsomia candida is the source of this 2634-nucleotide messenger RNA. RefSeq lists its product as uncharacterized. Bases 819 to 2294 code for a protein of 491 amino acids. The transcript has 7 exons. Lineage: Eukaryota; Metazoa; Arthropoda; Collembola; Entomobryomorpha; Isotomidae. The record is from RefSeq and is a predicted model, not a curated record.